AAAAACAAUUGCUUUGGCACUCCACGACGCGACGUCGCAGCGGCGGAAACGUUGGCGAGGCGGCGGUCGGGCCACGCAUCAAGGGUCGCACCGGGUCCGGCAGCUUGAUCGAUCGAUGGUCGCUCGCACCGCGCUCCUGGCAAUAUGCUGCUGGGCAGCCCCCACAGCCGCCACCAACCGGCGCUGGACGGGCUUUCUUGGAGACGCCGAGCUGCGCCAGCGCAUCCUGGGGCCCGACGGUUUUUAUGGAUCGAACCUCUGGGACCAGAAAGGAUGCCUCGGCGCCGCCGCGACGUCGAACCACCAGGUCUUCCUGCCCGAGACUCGUAAAAAUGGCACCGUCGCCGUGCCGUCGCGAGCGAGGGACGUCGACUGCUACGUUCGAACGCGGUGGCGCAGCUUCGCGGCGAAUCCUGUGAGUGCAGAGUCGAAAGGUAAAAAAGUAGGCGUCACGAUCAACGGGGAGUUGCAAAGGGUCGACCCGAACACGACCAUCAGUGAAAGAGUGAUAAAACCAUACGCCAAGCAUUUUGACGUGUAUGUGUUCUUGACCAUCCAAGGCCCUAGACCAAAACAUACCUCGAAUUGGCACGUCCACCGUUUCAAUGGGUUGCCCUCCUACGACGAAAACCAAGAGAGAAAGGUGGUGGAGGACCUCGUCGAUCGCUUCCUUGGAGCGGGUGCUCGAGGCGUCGAGGUCCACCUCUACGAUCUUGUGAGGCGGCCGCCGCACAUGCCGUCCAAAUGGUCCGGCGCGAACCCGGGCAAAUCGGUGGUCGAGCGCUUCCAGCUCGUGUGGCCGUCGUUCGCGUUGCACAUGCUCGUGCAUUCCUUGGUCUGGAGCGACGUGGUGAAGUGGGAAACCAGACAUGGGAAGCUCGAUCACAUCGUCAAGAUGCGGGCCGACGCGGGCUGGCUCGGCGACGCGCCCGUCGUGGGUGUCGAUGUUGAUGAUUCGGUAGCAUUGGUCAAGGCCUGCGCGUCGUGGGGCGGCCUCAACGAUAAGAUGGUCCUGCUGCCGCGACGGUACGCCGAGAAAUGGAUGGACCUGCUCACGGCGUAUUAUGACGACCAGACGUGGCAAUUGCAUAAAUGUGAUCAGGCUAGGACGCAGCGGAAGCUUGGGUACAAGAAUAGUGAAGAAUUUCAAUUGUGUGUCGCGAGGUUGCACCACAUCCCCUACAAGGAGCUAGGGCACGAACUGCCGGUCUACGACUACUACUGGUGGUUGCGAGAUGAGAAGGGGCGGAAGGGCUGCUUUCCGCGCAACUACGCCGUCGUGCCGCGGCACACGAUCAUGGACGGCGAGCGCUACUGCUGGAACGUCGGCCAGCGGUCGGACAUGAAGUGUCCGUCGAAUACUGGUGUGUGCGAGCAACUCAAGGCGCGGCUGUGCCCCAAGUUCUAGCCGUAUGUUUGUCAUAAGUUAA
This is a messenger RNA of Pelagomonas calceolata, 1430 nucleotides long. Lineage: Eukaryota; Pelagophyceae; Pelagomonadales; Pelagomonadaceae. The record is from the annotation of a GenBank genome assembly.